This is a messenger RNA of Penicillium manginii, 678 nucleotides long. RefSeq names its product peroxidase family protein. Gene Ontology annotation, molecular function: peroxidase activity. The transcript is spliced from 4 exons. The coding region runs from base 1 to 678 and encodes 225 amino acids. Lineage: Eukaryota; Fungi; Ascomycota; Eurotiomycetes; Eurotiales; Aspergillaceae. The record is from RefSeq and is a predicted model, not a curated record.
AUGAAGAUAGAAUACUUGCUUGUUACCCUUCCUUGGAUGUCCGCCUAUGCGGGCCACGGUAUUGGAAAGGCAGCCCCUGCGCACUGGAAGCCUGCGGGCAGCAAUGACUUUCGCGGUCCCUGCCCAAUGAUGAACACACUCGCAAACCACGGGUUUCUCCCGCAUGAUGGGAGAAACAUCACAAGAGAGACUCUUGUCGAGGGUCUCCAUGAUGCUCUGAAUUUCAAGGCUUCACUUUCCAGUUUGAUGUUCGACAUGGGUGUGGUUGCCAACCCAGAGGAAAAUGCGACACACUUCACUUUGGACCAUCUGAACCGCCACAAUGUCUUGGAGCAUGAUGGAAGCUUGAGUCGAGCAGAUGACUUCUUCGGAAGCAACCACAUCUUCAACGAGACCAUCUUCAACGAGAGCAGGGAAUAUUGGACUGCUGAAAUCCUCACUCCCGCCAUGCUGGCCAAUAGCAAGAUCGCCCGCCAAAUUAACUCAAAGGCAUUCAACCCGCAGUACAAAUUUACCUCCAAGACUGAACAGUUUAGCCUUGGUGAGGUUGCUGCACCGGUCAUUGCCUUUGGGAACUCCACAUCAGGCCAGGUUAAUCGGACGCUGGUAGAAUACUUCUUCAGUCAGUACAAACGAAAAUUCCAGGCCGACCUCGAUACUGAUAUCUUGGACUCUUAG